Messenger RNA from Lotus japonicus, 1620 nucleotides. Its product is annotated as photosystem I P700 chlorophyll a apoprotein A2. Bases 133 to 1521 code for a protein of 462 amino acids. The record is from RefSeq and is a predicted model, not a curated record. Lineage: Eukaryota; Viridiplantae; Streptophyta; Magnoliopsida; Fabales; Fabaceae. Gene Ontology annotation, cellular component: photosystem I; membrane; thylakoid. The transcript has a single exon. Gene Ontology annotation, biological process: photosynthesis.
CAGUGGAAUCUUUAUGCUCAAAACCCCGAUUCCAGUAGUCAUUUAUUUGGUACCUCCCAAGGGGCUGGAACUGCUAUUUUAACACUUCUCGGGGGAUUCCAUCCACAAACGCAAAGUUUAUGGCUAACCGAUAUGGCACACCAUCAUUUAGCUAUUGCCAUUCUGUUUCUACUUGCCGGUCAUAUGUAUAGAACUAACUUCGGUAUUGGGCACAGUAUAAAGGAUCUUUUAGAAGCACAUAUUCCUCCCGGGGGUAGAUUAGGGCGUGGACAUAAGGGUCUUUAUGACACAAUCAAUAAUUCAAUUCAUUUUCAAUUAGGCCUUGCCUUAGCCUCUUUAGGGGUGAUUACUUCUUUGGUAGCUCAACACAUGUAUUCUUUACCCGCUUAUGCGUUUAUAGCGCAAGACUAUACUACUCAAGCUGCGUUAUAUACUCAUCAUCAAUACAUCGCAGGAUUCAUUAUGACAGGGGCUUUUGCUCACGGAGCUAUCUUUUUUAUUCGAGAUUACAAUCCUGAGCAGAAUGAAGAUAAUGUAUUGGCAAGAAUGUUAGAUCACAAGGAAGCUAUCAUAUCCCAUUUAAGUUGGGCCAGUCUAUUUCUGGGGUUCCAUACUUUGGGACUUUAUGUCCAUAAUGAUGUUAUGCUUGCUUUUGGUACUCCGGAGAAACAAAUCUUGAUUGAACCCAUAUUUGCCCAAUGGAUACAAUCUGCUCAUGGGAAAACUUCAUAUGGGUUCGAUGUACUUUUAUCUUCAACGAAUAGUCCGGCGUUCAAUGCGGGGCGAAGCAUAUGGUUGCCUGGUUGGUUAAACGCUAUUAAUGAGAAUAGUAAUUCUCUAUUCUUAACAAUAGGACCCGGCGACUUCUUGGUUCAUCAUGCUAUUGCUCUUGGUUUACAUACAACUACAUUGAUCUUAGUAAAAGGUGCUUUGGAUGCGCGUGGUUCCAAAUUAAUGCCGGAUAAAAAAGAUUUUGGUUAUAGUUUUCCUUGCGAUGGUCCGGGACGGGGCGGUACUUGUGAUAUUUCGGCCUGGGACGCUUUUUAUUUGGCAGUUUUCUGGAUGUUAAAUACGAUUGGAUGGGUUACUUUUUAUUGGCAUUGGAAGCACAUUACACUGUGGCAGGGUAAUGUUUCACAGUUUAAUGAAUCUUCGACCUAUUUGAUGGGAUGGUUAAGAGAUUAUCUAUGGUUAAACUCUUCACAACUUAUCAAUGGAUAUAACCCUUUUGGUAUGAAUAGUUUAUCAGUCUGGGCGUGGAUGUUUUUAUUUGGACAUCUUGUUUGGGCUACUGGAUUUAUGUUCUUAAUUUCCUGGCGCGGAUAUUGGCAGGAAUUAAUUGAAACUUUAGCAUGGGCUCAUGAACGCACACCUUUGGCUAAUUUGAUUCGAUGGAGAGAUAAGCCAGUUGCUCUUUCCAUUGUGCAAGCAAGGUUGGUUGGAAUAGCCCACUUUUCGGUAGGUUAUAUAUUUACUUAUGCGGCUUUCUUGAUUGCCUCUACAUCGGGUAAAUUUGGUUAAUUUACUUAUUUAUUGUAUCCACAAGAAACAUCAUUUUAAAAUUUCUAUGGAGAAGGGGAAUCAAUUUCUUAUAUUUCUACACCUCGGAUCCGACUUCUA